AUGUUGCAUAAAACAGUUGUUUUGUACAUAAUUCCCCCCUCCUCCCCGGUCUCAGCGGAAAAAACAUUGUGCCCUCGCGCGCGCGGGAAGACGAGGCGGAGGAAAUCCCUGGCCAAGAGAUCGGCGGAGCUCCUCGCGCUCGCUGGCGGCGGCGCCUGCCCCGACGAAGACCAGGCAACUCCCUGCGGGUGGCUGCUCCCGCCCAUGGGCGGCGGCUCAGGAGAACCCACAACUGAUGCUCAGUUUCCCGCGCGGAGGCUCCGGGAAACAAAAUCUAAUGCUCAGUUUCCCGCGAUGAGGUGCUGGGUGCCAACAAGCUGCUCCUUGGCCCCGGGCUCGCCGCGGCGACACCUGCCUCGGCCCUUGCCUCGGCCCCUGCCGCGCGCCCUGCCUGGCGGCGCUGACUCCGGAGGUCUCGGAGUGAGGAACGUAGGGGCCAAAUAA
Messenger RNA from Prorocentrum cordatum, 444 nucleotides. The record is from the annotation of a GenBank genome assembly. Lineage: Eukaryota; Dinophyceae; Prorocentrales; Prorocentraceae.